Molecule: messenger RNA, 1602 nt
Organism: Aspergillus niger
Lineage: Eukaryota; Fungi; Ascomycota; Eurotiomycetes; Eurotiales; Aspergillaceae
Exons: 4
Coding region: 1-1602 (533 amino acids)
Cellular component (GO): endoplasmic reticulum membrane
Molecular function (GO): sphingosine-1-phosphate phosphatase activity
Source: RefSeq, a predicted model, not a curated record
AUGGUCAAUGGGAAGAAUGGCCAGCCGGACGCUGGGCUGAGAAGCCUCGAUCAUUGUAUGUGGUGCCGAUGUGGAAUAGCAAUUGUCUUCAGAGGACUAACCGCGACUGCUCGUCAAUUGGUAUCAGAUCGAAACCAGCUUCCUUAUUGGCGUUACUGGCCACGACAGAAGCUCCUCCCGCUGAUUCGGUAUGAGACACCGUAUCUGGCUUGGGUCCAGGAGCGGGUUCGUACUCCGGCCCUGGACUCCUACUUUGCCUUCACGGCCAACCUGGGCACCCAUACCUUUUUCAUGGUUUUCCUGCCGAUCUUGUUUUGGUGCGGGUAUACGAGCUUGGGGCGCGGAAUGGUGCAUCUUUUGGCUUCCGGCGUGUUUUUCAGUGGUUUCAUCAAGGACUUGCUAUGCCUACCGCGACCUCUAUCCCCUCCUCUCCAACGGAUAACGAUGUCCGGCUCUGCGGCGUUGGAAUACGGAUUUCCUUCGACUCAUUCCACCAAUGCGGUCUCGGUCGCGGCGUACGCUCUCGCACUAUUGAACUCUUCCGAAUCCACCCUGAGCCCCCAGGUAAACAUCGCUCUCCAAGCCAUAACAUACCUCUACGUCUGUUCCAUUGUUCUGGGUCGUCUGUACUGUGGUAUGCAUGGCUUCUUCGAUGUUGUCAUUGGAUGUUUGCUCGGGUUCCUCCUCGCCUUCCUACAGUAUACGCUUGGACCGACCAUUGAUGAGUAUGUCCUUUCUGCUACCGGAAGGGGGGCUACACUAGUGAUUCUCUUGAUUUUGGGGUUGGUUCGUAUACACCCAGAGCCUGCCGAUGACUGCCCGUGCUUCGACGAUAGUGUGGCCUUUGCAGGAGUCAUGCUUGGAGCACAAGUGGCUUAUUGGCAUAUAGCCAGGUUAAGCCUAGUGUGGGAUGAACCUGUGCCGGCCACUGUUCCAUUUGAAUUUCGGCAAGUAGGACUGGUCAAGACGUCUCUCCGCCUCGUCAUUGGUGUUCUUAUGCUCUUCACGUGGCGAGCCGUCACCAAACCUCUUUUGCUCCGGGCUUUGCCUCCCGUCUUCCGGGGCCUGGAAAAGCUGGGCCUCAUACUUCCCCGGAGAUUCUUUAGGAAUGCCUCGCAAUACACGAAAGUCCCAUCCCAGCUCCGGGACCACGAAGUGCUGCCGGGCUUUUCGGAGAUACCUUCAAUUAUAACCACGAUACGGCAUCCCCGACGACGCGCUAUUUCGAUCGGUCCGCAGUCAGAAGCUGAUGCGUAUGAGACACUGGCCUAUCGCGAGAAACGGAGACGGGAAAGUCUUUCAACAGCCAACCAAGCAUCUCCAGUGCCGGAAGAAGGUGGACCGGUUUCGGAGUCCGAGCCACGGAAACUGUCGCGAAAGCCGUCUAAGUUACACGAGUAUGAGAAUAUGAUGGGCACAGGUGCCCCUGCUGUGGCGAGUUCUGUCGAUGUUAGCUCACAAGAAGCUUCUUCGACCGUGCCCUUUCCUCCGUUUGAGUCGGAAAUUGAAGCCGACGAGAAGGAAGUGUUUUCGCAGAUCAAACAGCCCCGGGUCAACCCCUGUGCGUCGAGUUAUAAAGUUGCGGAUGCUGACUGUGUUUGA